Messenger RNA from Sungouiella intermedia, 732 nucleotides. The record is from the annotation of a GenBank genome assembly. Lineage: Eukaryota; Fungi; Ascomycota; Pichiomycetes; Serinales; Metschnikowiaceae.
AUGGAUAUUGCCGUUUAUUUCACGUCCGAUCUCACGUCGUCAGAGAGACGUAUCUCGCCCCAAUGGACGGUCAGCUACUUAAAACAGCGUCUUGAACAAAUUACUGGAAUAUCGCCAGAAUACCAGCAGCUUCAAUAUUUCCCCAUUCGAACGAGUAACGAGAAUAGACCUAUUGGUGGCACCACCGCUGAAGAUGAGAAAACUAUUAAUGACUACGGCAUUGUAGCAUACAGCAGGAUUCAUGUUGUGGAUACCGACCCUGAGUCCAAAUUGAAGGGAUUGGCCAACGAAGCCGAUGCAGAAAAUGCCACAUUCAAGCUCUCUGAGGAGGAAUAUGCAAACAGGGCAGACAGUGUGUUGAACUGGAAAAAGCAGCAGCAGUUGGGAAGGUUUGACCCCCAAUUCAAUCAGCACAAAGAUUACAUCCAGAAACAGAACGAGGAACUUGCGAAGAGUAUCGAGGUAGGAAGCCGAUGCCGAGUGAUUAAUAUUGAAGGCGAAAGACGUGGCCAGGUAAAGUAUGUGGGACGCAUUGAUCAAUUGGACAAGGGCGAGAAUGUAUGGGUUGGAGUUGAGUUUGAUGAGCCUGUGGGCAAGAAUGACGGACUGAUAGGAACUUUGAGGGUUUUUGAGAGUCGUCCCAAGCAUGGAUCGUUUGUGAAGCCCAAGCAGGUAGAGGUGGGCGACUUCCCGGAACUUGAUCCCUUCGCCAGUGAUGAGGAGGAAUUGUAG